AUGUUACAAUCCACGCAACGGCUGGCCGGUGACACGGAGAAAGCCACCGUCUACCAGCGAGCGAACGGCGAAACCGGUCCUGUAAGAUCGACAUCAGCGGAACGCCACACGAUGCUCGUCAAGGAGUUCUGCAACCGGCGUUGCAUUCUGACCUCGUCCGGACUGCUGCUGAUCGCCAGCGGUACCUUCUUCAUCUUGUUCUUCCCGAUCAUCUUCCAGGACAUCCUGCACGAGGAGCUAAAGUUGGGACCGAAAUCGCGUGCCUACGAUGGCUGGGUGUCACCACCGUUCCCACUCGCAAUGGACGUGUACUUCUUCAACUGGACGAACCCGGAGGACAUCACAAACCAUUCCACGAAGCCGAUCCUCGAAGAACUUGGCCCGUAUCGCUUUAUCGAACAUCCGACAAAGAUCGACAUCGAGUGGCACGAUGCGAACUCCACUGUCAGCUUCCGCAAGAAGAGCCUCUACUACUUCGAUGAGGAGGGAAGCAAUGGCCGACUGGACGACGUGAUCAGCAGCGUCAACAUAGUGGCCGUGUCCGCUGCAAAACGUUCCAAGUACUGGGGCUAUCUCAAGCAAAAGGGUGUCUCCAUGGGUCUGAACGUGUACGACCAGCAGUUGCACGUAGUGAAGACGGCUGGCGAGCUGCUGUUCGAUGGCUACGAAGAUCACAUGGUGACAAUGGGCAAGCAUAUGUUCGAUGCGGACGAGAUCCCGUUCGAUCGUGUCGGUUGGUUUUACACGCGCAACAACUCCGCCGAUCUGAUCGGUCACUACAACAUGCACACGGGCGCCGAGAACAUCGCAAUGUUGGGUAAAAUGGGAGAGUGGAACUACAAACCCCGGACGGACUUCUUCGAGGGUGCUUGUGGCAUGUUGAACGGUUCGGCAGGCGAGUUUUUCCCACCUGGUCUGUCCAAAGAUCGCCCGAUCGAGCUGUUUACACCCGACAUGUGCCGUAGUCUGCCACUGGACUUCGAAGAGGAGCUAACCAUCCACGGUUUACCGGCGUACAAGUACUCAGGUGAUCGUCGUGCCAUCGACAACGGAACGCUCUACCCCGAGACGGCUUGUUUUAGCUCUGGUGAGAUCGUACCCUCGGGUGUGUUGAACAUCUCGUCCUGUCGCUUCGGGACGCCCGUAUUCGUGUCCUUCCCGCACUACUACGGUGCUGAUCCGUACUACUUGGAUCAGGUUGAGGGUCUCAACCCGUCGAAAGAGAAACAUCAGUUCUACAUGGCACUUGAACCGACCACUUCCGUGCCACUAGACGUCGCGGCUCGCUUGCAGCUUAACAUAAUGCUCGAAUCGUACGAAAACAUCAAUCUGUUUACCGACCUAAAGCGCGUCUUCCUGCCAGUGUUGUGGUUCGAACAACACGUCCUAAUGCCAGCGGAGUUGGCCGGAGAAAUUGGUCAAGCACUGACCGUACCAUCGAUCGUGCGUUGGUGUGGCAUCGUGAUGGUGUUGUUUGGGCUGGUGAUGCUGCUCUGGACUCCCGCCGAGCGGGCUCUGUUCCGACGGCGACGUCGAGUGAUCGCAGGGACGACAACCACCAAGGACAUGACGGCGUUUAACGGGACACGACCGUACGCGAUCGUCAGCGAGAAAGGUUUGCUCGAAUCGGUGGAGAAAAAUGGCAAACAUCCGACGAUCGGAGCGGCCACUGCGAUCGUGUUGGUCGAUAAGUUGCUUGAGAAACCGGAAAAGUCAGAAACACCAAGCCCGGAACAUCCGGUUGAACCUGAAAGUGCCCCACUGAUCGAUGGGCGCAGUGUCACGGUUGUGAAAUCGUGAACACAUCCUGUGAGCCAGCAGAAUGGCGCCAUCCUCUACGGCAAGGAUAUUACGCGAGGUCCUGACACUGACACUGACUGAGUGGGAGUGUAGAAGCUUGAUCCCCACAUUAACCACCGCAACCAGAAAGAGAGAGAGAGGGCAAUUUUUCACGUGAUACACAAUCGAAAGGACAGCAAGAGUAGAGCAGCUCGAAAUGGGACUCAACUCCUCCGGUGGGCUCUCGUCGACAGUCACAAGGACCUGCUGCCGAUCGCGUACACUUGCUGUAACAUUACACAUUCGUUAGGUUGUGCGCAUUGCACGGCGUAGUUUAAGCUUUUCUUACUUCCACUUCAUGUCCACUCUGAAUUCCUGUCGUGCAUGAUUUCAGCACAGCGGUGCUUUACGAUUAAUCUAAUUAGUACAAGAUCGCGAAACAAACCCAUCAUUAGGUAGAGAGUCGGGAGUGUCGUUUAAAGGACACCAGCAGGACACCAACCAGAUGCCGCCGCAGCAUGAACCAUUGGUCUAUUUAGUGAAGAAAUCUCGCCCCACAUGAUGAUCGCUAGUGUCGUAGGCUAUAAUUGCGCUUGUUUGUUGCGGCUCGUAGAUGUUAAGCUUCUGUUCGUAAGUUUUCUCCGUGCUUCCCCAAACGAAACAAACUUUUUGCUAACGUUCACCACUCAGGCAGGUAAUCCGUUACGCACCAGUCAAUCAUCCAACAGUUUGUUCGCAAGCACGUUGUCGCACGUUGCUGUUUGAAGUCCGUUCCCUAGUUUGGUAAGGCGUUAGGUUUAGGGCUUUGAUGUACGUUGUAUAAAGCAUUCCCUCUGAUGGUAAGAACCAUUCCCGGCUCAGCCUAAAAGAUCAUUCCCUUUUGUUCAGAGCAACGGUUCGGCAAACGUACGUGAGGGUGAAUAUCGAUGGACGGGCUGGAAAUCGCGCGAGGAUCAGCUAACAGAUAGUAAAUGUAUGUAGUGUUUAGGACUGAAAAUUACUGUUAAAGCGACGAGGACGAAGUAAGCUAAAUGAUGCGAGAGAUAAAUGAGCUGAAAAAGCGAUAGGAUGUGCAUGCAAAAUAUGACGAUAAGAUUUAACGUACAUGCGUUACCAUUAUUUGAAUAUGAUAUGCGUGCCAUUAUGUGAACUUGUGUCCUGUUAUCACGCCGGAAUACGAUUUGUUUGAUUUCGUCACAUCACAUGGUAUCGCUGAGGGUUGAUGAUUGAGCGAAAUUCCUGGACGAAGUUUGCAUCACUAAUAUUGCAUGUCACGCGAAUCGUUGGAUUGUUGAUCCGAAAAGUGGUGAAUAAAUUGAUCGACACCGA
Anopheles nili is the source of this 3108-nucleotide messenger RNA. RefSeq names its product protein peste (gene santa-maria). The transcript has 7 exons. The coding region runs from base 1 to 1800 and encodes 599 amino acids. The record is from RefSeq and is a predicted model, not a curated record. Lineage: Eukaryota; Metazoa; Arthropoda; Insecta; Diptera; Culicidae. Gene Ontology annotation, cellular component: membrane; cytoplasm. Gene Ontology annotation, molecular function: scavenger receptor activity.